AUGGCAUCUCGAUUGGCAAGGAGCGCUGUCGGUGUUGCCCGACUCCGACCAGCUAUCCCAAUCCGCACCCUCCCUUCGCUCUCCACCACUCUGACCUCAAGGCGAUAUGCAUCUAACGUCCCUACACAAGAACCAUCGAAGAAGGCACAGUCAAUCAUUGAUGCUCUGCCCGGCUCUUCUUUGAUCUCCAAAACAGCCAUCUUGUCCGUUGGGGCUUCGCUCUCAGCCUUCGCCAUAAGCAAUGAGUUCUAUGUUGUCAACGAAGAGUCAGUUGUUAUGCUUGCGACAUUGAGCGUUUUCUGGGCUGUGUUUCACUAUGGCGGACCGAUGUACAAGGACUGGGCUGAAGGGCAAGUGAAUAAGAUCAAGAACAUCUUGAAUGCUGCCAGGGAAGACCAUACGAGCGCAGUGAAGGCAAGGAUCAACAACGUAAAAGAGUUGGGAAGCGUGAUUGAUGUUACAAAACAGCUGUUCGAGGUCUCGAAGGAGACGGCCAAGCUGGAAGCUCAAGCUUUCGAGCUGGAGCAGAAGACCGCAUUGGCUGCUGAAGCGAAGUCGGUGCUAGAUUCGUGGGUCAGAUAUGAAGGUCAGGUCAAGCAACGGCAGCAGAAGGAGCUCGCGGAGAGCAUUAUUAGCAAGAUCACAAAGGAGCUGGAGAAUCCUAAGACUUUACAACAGAUCCUUCAGCAAAGUGUAGCGGACGUUGAGAAGAUCGUAUCGUCCAAGGCACAAUAA
Letharia columbiana is the source of this 735-nucleotide messenger RNA. RefSeq lists its product as uncharacterized. Lineage: Eukaryota; Fungi; Ascomycota; Lecanoromycetes; Lecanorales; Parmeliaceae. The transcript is spliced from 4 exons. The record is from RefSeq and is a predicted model, not a curated record. The coding region runs from base 1 to 735 and encodes 244 amino acids. Gene Ontology annotation, molecular function: proton transmembrane transporter activity. Gene Ontology annotation, biological process: proton motive force-driven ATP synthesis.